AUGGAUAGCCCAACAUUUGAACAAUCGCAAGCUACGAGACGGAAGAUCUCAAUCGUGUCUGUCUCCUCCGAGUCAUCUGUUGCAACGCACCCUUCAAUGGCCAGUCCAGCAGUCUUUCCGCCGCUUAAAUUGCGUUCGACACCCACGGGUAGUAACCAAAGUACCUUCACACCCUUAACUAUUUCUUCACAAAGUGAUGAAAGUAGUGAUGAAGCUGAACGUCGUAAUUCAACAGCUCUAACGAUCGUUGAACUCUUAGCUCGUGCCGGUACGAAUGGUACACACCAGCGAUCUCCACUACCUUCUUUACGACCACAGAGAGACCAUUCAACGGGGACUUCGCCAUUGCCGUCUCUACCAACGAUAAGAAUUCCCUCGGUUUGUGCUGAUCAGCGUUUUACUUUCCCAACGCGUAAUAUAGUGCAGAAGUACUCGAAUCCUUCACUUUCGACAAGUAAGAGUCCAUCGGAACGAUCGCCUGUAACACGGACUGUAUCGCUACUUCCUACUCAGUCAAUGCAAUCAAUGGCUCAAAGACCGCUCAAGAGAAGCCGUGGGAUUAGUGCUUCGGGAACAGUGAACAAUUCUCGUAAACGUCAAAAAGAUGAGCUGACACGACUUCGUGCACAGGUGCAAGAGCUUCAGCGUGAGUUAGAGCACUUGAGAUCACGAAUGCCUCAGAGUAAACAGCGACUCAUCUCCGCUAAAACAAAUGGUAGAAUCAAGACCGAAGGUACUGUUAUGUAUUCCUCAGGGGGGCUCGAGACUGCUGGAGAAUCAACAAGUGGACUACUAGUUUUUCCCGUGUGGGAGCGCAUGGCUCAGCAUCAGAAAGAAGAAAAGAGUAAAGCAGAGAUGAAAAACUUGCGUCUUAAAGGUUUAAUUCAAGAGCAAUUAAAGAUUUCAAAAGGACUGGAGAAACUCUUGCGAAAGCGAUGCAAAUCUUCGAUGAGUUCAGGCCCGGACAUCGAGACAUCAGCUGUUGUACUUGGAGUGAAGCAACCUCGUGCAAGUGAUGCUGAAGAAACGGCCGUAUUUGCCUCGUUAGCUUCGGGUUUAGAAGCGCGACUAGCAGAAAUGGAAACGGUAUUUCGAAAAGGUGGCUUCAUACGAGAUAAACAGGAACUGCAAGAAACACAAAUGAUCCUUGAUGAACGUCGUGGACCUGUAAUGGAGGUGAAAGAUGCCAAAAUCUUACCUUUUGAUAUUCAAUCAUGUGCUGCUGCAGUCUGGCAGUGCAUGGAAGCGGAGUCUGAAGCGACUGUAGUUGGGGGAUCAACUAGUGAUACUUUGUGCUUUAAAAGUCCGAUGCCUUUACGACAACAUCGUGGACCAGAUAGUGGAUUUAUUGUGCGAUGCGUAAUUCGACGUGUGGUUGAUCGAGAUACUGGUCGUGUUGUGUUUGUUUGGGAGUCAGUUGCUGAUUGUUCCAAUCGUAUACCCCACGGAAAUGCCAAGAGCGUUGAAAUUCGUGACUGUGGUUGGGGUCUACUUGAGCCACUCCAUAGCUCAACAGGAGAGCUUUCGAGUAUUUUACAGCUUUGUUCAUAUUUAAUGCCUAAACUCUGUGGCGUCUCGGCUGAGCAGAGUCGACAGCAUAUUCAUGGCCUUGCCGAGUUGGUUGCGCCAUGCUAUCGUCGACUUUGGAAUAAACGCCAACGAUGUGUUGAAAAUAUGCUCAUGAAUGGUGCUAUUGAUGCCAAGAAUAGAUAG
This is a messenger RNA of Plasmopara halstedii, 1713 nucleotides long. RefSeq lists its product as uncharacterized. Lineage: Eukaryota; Oomycota; Peronosporomycetes; Peronosporales; Peronosporaceae. The record is from RefSeq and is a predicted model, not a curated record. Bases 1 to 1713 code for a protein of 570 amino acids. The transcript has a single exon.